Messenger RNA from Aspergillus ibericus CBS 121593, 766 nucleotides. RefSeq lists its product as uncharacterized. NCBI's taxonomy places the organism in Eukaryota, Fungi, Ascomycota, Eurotiomycetes, Eurotiales, Aspergillaceae. The coding region runs from base 118 to 516 and encodes 132 amino acids. The record is from RefSeq and is a predicted model, not a curated record. The transcript has a single exon.
GUUGCUCAACGAGCCGUAGCUCUUGUUUUUGGCGAGAGAAGGUCUCUUAGUUGAAUAACAUGGAGGUACAAUUCCACAACACGGUGUCGAAAGGAGCGGAAGAAGCGGUCGCGGCUAAUGUCUCGGAUGAGUGUUCCUUGCCGGAUAGCGCGGUCCUGUUGUGGGCACGAGUCUGAUGAUCCUUCUUUUCCUUUCCGGGGCGAGUGGACAAUUGAUCGAACACGAGGCACUCGAAGGUUGGAGGCGAAAAGGACGGGUUGCGGCAAUCACCGGAGACGCGUAGAAACGGUCAACGAUAGCGGAAGCGGUAAAGGAGGUAGUGUGAAGCGAGGCACCGAAGAGACGAUUGAAUUCUUUGCUUUUGGGGUUCUUUUUUUUUCAAUUUAUUUAAUGAGGAAAAAAAUCAAGCAAAACCAGUUCUCGCGUCUGGUGGGAUGGCCCCGAUCCACGGCGACAACGAUACUUAGUGAAAAGCUCGUUGAGUAUAAGGGAGGCGAAAGUGAGAUGGAGGAUUGAGAUGGGAUAAGAUUGAAGGGCAAGACGUGAGAAUGACAACGGAUGUGGAGGGGAGAAGGACAGAGGAGAGAGAAGAGGAGAGGGGGGAUGGGGGAAGAGAAGAGAGAAGAGGAGGGAGAGAGAGAGCGAGAGUCGAAAGGCAAGGCGAGCAGGAGCCAAAGCCAGAGGCCGAGUGAGAAAAGCGAGAGGAAAGGGAGGGAUUGCAGCUUAGUGGUCCGAGGUGUCAGAGCGAGUCUAGUCGAGUGACGAU